AGGCGACCACCGAGUGCUACACGGACAUCGCGGACGAGAGUGCGGGCGUUCGCGCGGUCACUGUCACGUCUCGGCCCGUCCUCGACAUCGACCCGACCGCCGUCAUCGCCGCUCCAGUCGACGCGGCGUUCGACCCGGCCAUGUGUGCGCGAGAAGCCCUACGCGGCGCUCUUCGGGCUCGUCCCCGCAUCGAGGACGGGCUCUCAGCUCUCAUGAAGGGCGGCGGGCCGUGUCCGGAGAAGGCCCGCGUCGCCAUCUCCGGCAUGCCGGCAGCCCACUUCACCAUCGCCUCCUCGGUCGCUGCCGCUUCCCUCGCAGUACGAGGUCGGCGUACCGUCUGCGCGUACCUGCUCGAAGGCCUACAACCGCACCGCGGCGGCUUGUCGCAGGCGACCACCGAGUGCUACACGGACAUCGCGGACGAGAGUGCGGGCGUUCGCGCUGUCACUGUCACGUCUCGGCCCGUCCUCGACAUCGACCCGACCGCCGUCAUCGCCGCUCCAGUCGACCCGGCGUUCGACCCGGCCAUGUCUGCGCGAGAAGCCCUACGCGGCGCUCUUCGGGCUCGUCCCCGCAUCGAGGACGGGCUC
Emiliania huxleyi CCMP1516 is the source of this 590-nucleotide messenger RNA. RefSeq lists its product as hypothetical. The transcript has 4 exons. The record is from RefSeq and is a predicted model, not a curated record. The annotation marks the transcript as partial. Lineage: Eukaryota; Haptophyta; Isochrysidales; Noelaerhabdaceae.